Molecule: messenger RNA, 855 nt
Organism: Tetrahymena thermophila SB210
Lineage: Eukaryota; Ciliophora; Oligohymenophorea; Hymenostomatida; Tetrahymenidae
Exons: 1
Source: RefSeq, a predicted model, not a curated record
AUGUACAUCUCUCAAACUGAAAGCAACCAAGUAGUUUUUGAAGAUUGCCCUUCAUCUCCUUUAGGAAGAAAAGCAACUUCAGCUUUGAAUUAAGAUUCUUACUCAACUCCAAAGAGCAAGUACAAAAGUGUUGAAAAACAUGCCCACGAGUUGAUUAACACACCUAAACCUUCUUCUAAGAAGAAAAGUAUUUUAUCACACUUGGAAAAUACUUUAGAGUUACCUAGUUUUGAUGACGAUAUUCCUCAUAAUCAUUUAUCUAUCAAUCUUCACAAAUAAUUAUCAACUAUAUAAGAAAAUUUCGAAGAUGACAAAGAGAACAACUAGAACUUCUAUAAUUAAUAUAACUAUCAUUUCAGAGCUCCAGAGAAAAACAUAAAGAAAUAAAUUUUUUAGAGCGAAUUUGUAAACUAACUUGAAGACUAAUUCAAAGUUUAAAUGAACAACGUUUUUUCAUCUUUGAAUACGAGUGAUCUUGGUAUUCAUAACAUAAAUAACCAUUCAAAUUUAAUGUAAAACAUGUGCUAAUAAAAUAAACUCGUUGACUUCUUUUACAUGUUUAAUGAGAAAAAUGAGAGGAUAUAAAGUCUUUUCGAUACUUCAGCUCAAUUUGAAAUAAUUAAUUCAGGAUUCAAUACAAGCGUAGCCGAAAAUAUAAUCUAGCUAAACUAAAACUUUAGCAGGUUUCAAAUAGAUUCAAAUAGUAUUGAAUUUGAAUAGCAAUAAGAUGAUAUUAUUAUUAAUCUAAGAGGUACUGGUUUUGGAUAUUCGAAUAAUUGCUUUAAUCUUCUUGCAAGUGCUAAGAUUAAUUAUAAUAAUAAUCUUAUCUCACACAUUAGAAUUUAAUUCAUUUGA